Molecule: messenger RNA, 7587 nt
Organism: Entamoeba invadens IP1
Lineage: Eukaryota; Evosea; Mastigamoebida; Endamoebidae
Exons: 3
Coding region: 1-7587 (2528 amino acids)
Biological process (GO): small GTPase-mediated signal transduction; positive regulation of GTPase activity
Molecular function (GO): guanyl-nucleotide exchange factor activity
Source: RefSeq, a predicted model, not a curated record
AUGGAGCAUCAACUCGACACGAGUGUGCUGAGUCAAAUUUUCGAAACCGACUUCCGGAAGACAAAAGUCGUGAUGGCUACACCAGAGCGGGGGUCAAACCCAAUUCAGAAGACUGAAACGAGUUUAAAGAUAUUAUCGAAGUUCGACCUCUACGACACAGAAAAUAAUAAAGAACUUGACGUGUAUCAACUCAGAAAAUACAUUGAAGGAGAGUGGAAGAUCUGUUUAAGUGAAGAAUCAAUUAAGUACCAUUGUGGACAAAACUUCUUGGAGAAAGCGUACAAAGUUCAAAGAAAUGAAUUUAUCGCUUUUCAUAAGUACAUCACCGCAAAUUUGGAAGAAAUUAAAAAAGAAAACACGCAAUCGGACUUGGAAGUCUUUGAAAGUCAAUUUACAGAGGAUUCUCCAGUUGAUUCGCAGUACAAGUUAUUAGACAAGAACUGUUUUGUCAUCGAGAAGUUAGAUAAAUUCCAUUCGAUCAUGUACCCCGACUUAAUCCCACCGGAGAAAGGAGAUCCGAUUCACUGUGAUAUGUAUAAUGUGAUCUUUGGAAAGACUAUUUCGAUAUAUAAGAAACACAUUCCAUUCAGAUCAGUCUUCACAACAAUUCCAGAUAACUUCGUCCCAAAGAACGAUAAUUUGAAAAAACUGUUUUCGAUCGACUCACUGUUUCAGUCAAUCACUAACAAAGUCGGACAACGAAGGAAAAAGGCAAAGAACUUCUUUGAGUUCUUCGACAAGAAAAUAUCGCACACCGACUUUUUGUACUCCACAAAUCUGUCGAAUGCGAGAGACGAGGACAUCGAAGUACUAAAGAAGUAUAAGAAGCCGUCUGUCAUUGAAAUGGUUAAUAUUAAACUGCCACUUAAUAUAGAAAAACUGCACUGCAGACUCUCAUUUUAUGAUACCAAUUACAUUAAACUCAGUGCAGAUUACUGCUUUAAUGUCGACCCAAGUGAUCUUCAAGCAUCAACUCUAAACGUCCCGUUAUCGUCGUUUGUGAUGCGACAGGAGAUCAUCAACAAAUCUGUCGCAUUCAUUGUCGUCUUCCAAGUCUUUAAGGCGAUGGAUGCAGAUAUCUCUUUUGCGCGGGAGGUGUACGCCAAUGACAACAAACGCGAUGCAAAGAACGUGAAGAAGUACAGUGAUCGAGUGAAGGAGUCUGCCAAAUUCUUCGAACAAAAGAAGUACCAACUGUUGAUGUUCUCUUCCAAGCAAAUUCUCUUCACAGGGAAUUACGAACUGUUUAAGUUGUAUAAACCCCCAAAUGAGGUGAAGGACAUCGUCUGGAUGAUCAAAGAGUGUGACAAGUGGAAAUUGUGUGGAGAGUGGACAUUCAAAUUUAAAGCGUCGAAGAAAGAGUUGGUCCACGUUGAUGGGGAGAGUGAAUUUAAUAACCAAGAACACGAAGAAAAGCCCAUUUUCAUCAAAUCGUUGACAAAUCUGUCAUUACAAGACAGCGAAGACAUCUUCACGGACUAUCGAAACUUCUUGUUUUGCUACCCAACAGAACUUUGUCUUGGAAAGGAGAGGAAGAGAGGCGGGUGUUUGAUCACGGUGUAUUGUCGUGACACCGACGCGAAAUUUGCAGGGGAAAUCACAGGGAAUUUGCCAGUGAUUUUUCCGAACAAUUCGAGUUGCCAUGUUGAUAUGCAGACGUCUUUAACAACAACAGUGGCGACAGAAAAGGUCGGCAAAUUCACUGAUGAGAUCAAACUUGAACUUCCAUUUCCUUUAACACCAACCCAUCACUUAUUGUUCUGUGUAAGAGAUAUUGGGACCGACGACGGAGUCGAGGGAAGACCUCUCUUUGCCAAACUUCCUCUCUAUGAGAAUGGAAGAGUCGUGGAAAACAAGGAAUACACUUUGAGAAUUAUGAAAGAGAUGAAUGACCAUUACUUGAAGACUAAUGAAUACUAUGACCAAUCUAAAAUGUAUCUAAAAGUUACUAUUAAUGUGGUCUCGACGGUAUAUCCCACAGAAAGAGUCUUGACGGACUUUUUGUACUUCAAUGCGCCGGUAGAUACGGUACUGUACCCUGACUUGUAUACUGAAAUGAUACACUUUCUACCUUCUGUGUUACAUCGAUGUCUCAGAAUCUUACAAGACAGGAAUAGAGAAGAGAUCUUCUCAAUGUUUAAGCUAUUCAAAGUGUUUGAUGUCAACAAGAACGUGGAGGAAGAGAAGAAGGAGAGCUUCUCGGUGUAUAAAAACAAGAAUGUAGUCUAUGCCAUCAAUCACUUUGUCCGAGUUAAAACGGACGAGAACGUCUAUAACUGUAUGUUCAUAGUGGCGUCGUUGCCGAUCAUCUUUGAUAGAAGUGAAACGAACGCAACGGAACGGUUGAAGUACAUUUGGAUCAUCUUUGCGCUGUUAAUCAAAUCGCUCAUCGCGUUUUAUAACGAUCACAACGCGUUCAAUUUGCCAAACUUCCACACCUUCUGCUGUGGAGAGGACGCUAAAAUUAUUAGUGCAAAUCUCGUCAAGAAUAUCGAUAUGUGCUCGGACUUCAUCGUCUAUUGCUCUGCACUCAGUUUUGUCGACCCUUUAGUCGUCAGAGAAGCAAAUUUGUUCUACGCGGAGUUCAUUAGAGACUUUGCGAUGUUAUGGAGACACGACGACACGACGAAAUUGGUCAUCUCACACUUGGACAACAUCUGUAAGAUGUCCAGAGACGUGAUAGGAAGGUCUUCGAGUUCUUUUUCGCGACUGUUACGACUCGAAUUCAUAUCAGUUCUUGCGGAGGGCGACCACAUCUUUCAAUUGAAUGGGCCACAGAAUUUGGAAGUGAAAGGGAUUAACAAACUGAAUGAUACGAUAGCGCAGCGCCAUACGUUGAUGUUCAUCAUAUUAAGGCAAUUCUUUGUGUUAAUUUUAGACCAAGACAAACUUAUCUCGAAAAUGGCGUUACACGAGCUGGUCUUGUUAAUGAACAAAUUUGACUUAGAUAAGAGCCUUUCGUCACAACACGACCGAGAACGAUUCUUCGGGAUGAUGUUCCCGUUUGUCCUCUUCUUUCUUGACGACUCCGAGAAGAUCAAUGAAUGGAGGAAAAAGGAUUGUACCUCUGAUUUGAAUGAUAUCGAGUGCCUCUAUAUGAUCUUCUUCUUCAUUUUAAAGAACUUGGAAGAUAACUUGUUGGACCAAUGGCUGGUCGCUGAGUACUUACCUUCAAUGUUAAACACUCUGUUAGUCCAUAUUAGAAAGGCGUUACUCUUGUUCAGUGUCUUCCCUAUGCAAACACUACCAGACGCUCCAAAGCUGUAUUUAAAAGAGCUGCAGACACUGUUGAAUAGCAUAGAAACACAAAGCGCGCCAAACAUCGCGAGAAGCCCAAGUCCGGGACUCUCCAAAAUUGGAUCAUCACUUAAAAUGCACGUCAAAAAUAACUCACAGAACAAAAGACUCUCAUCGAAGUAUAAAAAGGACGACGAUGUCAAAGAACCAAGUACCCCUCGAGUCGGAUUGGACCGUCUUAAAUUGAAGAAAUAUGACGACGACGAGGAAGGAAGACGGUCUGUUUCCCCACGAGGAAGUGGGUCUGGUGCAGCGAUGGAAUACGCAAAGAUGUCGGCGACCCCGGUCUUUUCAAAUUUGAGUUGUUCAGCUGGUGCGCGGACUAUAACCGUUUCAAGUUGUGAGACAGCGGAUCCGAAUGUCCUUAAUAUGAUCACCGACGUUUCUUUGAUAGCAAUGGACUACUUAGAAAUCAUGAUUAGUGUGUUAAUAAGAGAUGAUAAGACACAAGCGAUGGACCGAAUACAAGAGAUCGUGUCGGAUGUGUUAUUUAAGAUCAAGACGACACCAUCAUAUUUGGUGUCCCUCUACAAAUUCAUAUUCAUUGUGUUAACUACAUAUCGAGAGUUCUUAUUUUUGAAGCCAAAUCAAAUGUGCAUUAAUUUACUUAAGAAUCUGCUCAGUCUCUCUAACUCACAGGAAGUCAUGGAAAGAGACUUCGCUAAUAAUUUGCUCUUCACAUUCGCUAAGACUAAUUUCAUCGUUACGGGAAACACCGUCUCGACUAUCGUCAGCGCUAUUUCAGCACUCUCGGAACUCAAUUUGGCGAACGUCCAAAAUGUCAAAACAUCGGUGAAAGGACUUCUGGAGCUCUCCAGUCAAUAUCACUACACCUUCGACUUGAAACUGCAACGGUGCGUCGAGUUGUUAUUAGAUGAAGGGAGUCGCAAGAUCGAAGCACUUCAGAAAGUGCAACAGAUAUAUCGAGCGAUCGAUGGUGGCAAUUUGGAUGUCUUUAUAACCUUUGUCAAAGACUGUAUGCUCGUCUUUGAAGAUAUCAUUGAAUUUGCAACGACAGCGAAUACGACUGUUAUUAAUGGCUACGACGUCUUUAAAAGUGAAGUGGGUGGACUUCUGAAGACGAAUGAAAUCUUUAAGAUGGUAGGGAAGUGGAUUAUAUUUAUAGAACACAUUCAACUGUGUCCCAAAGACUCAUUCUACCUCUUUUUAGAGGAAAAGAAGAAAGAACUUCGGAACUCGUACACCCACUUGGAGGAGACUAUUGUCGAACUGGAGAAGCUCUGUGUGACGGAGAAGGAACAAAUGAAGAGGUUUGAGAAGCAGUGCGACGAGAAUAAGACGGUGGGGAAUAGACUCUUUACUUGGGUCAAAACUAACUUGCAAGUCCAAGCUAUUGAUUAUGACACGUGCGAGGACAGUCAGUUGAUUAACAUUAUUGAAGACCUCGAGAAAGAGCAGAACAAACGAGUGAAUGGGAUAAAAAGUCACAUAGAAAAGUACUGUCAGUUUGACGAAGUGUUAAAAGAAAUGGGGCUGCUGGUCAAUCCACUGUUUCCAGUGACAUCCCAGGAGAUGGGCGAAUGUGUCAAAAAGGUGCUUCAAUUGCACCAAAACAGAAUUAAACUGGUCCACCAAUUAAUUCAUGUGAGAACGUCGUAUGACACGGAGUACUUGAUCUACACAGAGAAACUGAAACACUUUGAGAAGACUCUUGAGACGAUGAACAGCGACAUUGCAGUGGAGAUCUCAUCGAAACCGAUCACCGGCCAUUUCUUGGAAGAUUCGAUGUAUCGCUAUAAAAUGCUAGACGACUUGUUCUCGACGUGUUCGAAGAAGUUGAAUGCAAAGAAGGUGAAAAUGGGUGGGAUGAAGCCGACGUGGGAAAUCACAUACAACGGAUGGGAAGACGUGAUAAGUUUGGUCUUAUCGACACUUGAACUGACGACCAAUUUACUUGAAAAAGUCAAGCAGAAUGAUUACGAAGUGAUAGCGAUGAAGGAGUGGUAUUUGAAAGAGACUAAGUUUAAUAAAACGAUCAUUGGAGUCUUCAUGUGGGAUGGGAUGUACUCUGCACUCAAUAAAGUUGCUAUGAAAGAAUCAAAUGACUUCUUGGAGAUAUUGGCAGGGGUCUACGAGUACUUGUCGACACAUUUGAAAGACGUUGAGACGAGGUAUAACGAGUGCGUCGACAUCUUACAACACUUGCGGAAGAAGAAAUUGCCGUUAGGGUUUAAGUAUUUACAGAAGAAAAUCAACGUGAAGGACUUUGAGAUGUUGGCGAUGUCGACGGAGUUGUAUGUCGACCAAUUUAAUGAAGAGAAAACCCUCGAAAAGAGCCGGAAAGAGUACGCAGACCUCUUUGUGCAUUUUUUCAAGUUCACCGACAAAUUGUGCGACGACGCCGAUAAAAUGCAGGGACUUCAGAAUACUAAGGCGGUCACUGGCAACACUUCUAUAACAAACCUAAGCACUUACUUCAAGCAAAAAGAUCACACCAUUGAUCCAAAAGUGCUUGAAGAGAUCUCCAAACAACGCGAGAAGUUGUUAUCUUUUGAAGAGCAAAAGAUCGACAAACUGAAUAGGUACUGCGACUUAACACAAAUCACACAAACAGUCUUAACACGGUGCUCUUUAUUAGGUCUUCCUGAUAAAGAAAAGGAGCCUCUCAAGAUUAGUUAUAAUGCAAAGAUCCCACGAAGCGUCUCCCUUCCAAAGUCUAAUAAUAAGUUAGUCGAGUUAAAAGACGUCUUAAGCUUCUUUAUGGACUCUAAAGACUGUAUUAAGCUCGAUUGCUUCCACGACUUGUCGUACGGACAACGAGACAAUUUCAAUAAAGACUUGAAGAACGUGGAAGACGACAUUCUCAAUGUUUUGGACAGCUUGGAAGACAUUAACACACAGAAAAGAGAGUCGAGCGACCCCCAAUUGGUCCUCCAACGAUUUGAAGGCUUUGCGAUGAAUUACGUAGCAGCCCCACAACUCCAUCUGACAUGGAUGACACGACUUGCACAACAACAUCGGGACCGCGGGCAAUAUGUCGAGGCGGGGAUGUGUGAGAUUCACAUGGUUUUGUUCAUUCAUCGCCUGUUAGAGAACAACACGCGAACGGUCGACUGUUCGGAGUUUGUCGCCACGUUUGGGAAUUUUGUCGAGAACACUUCGACUGCGCCAAGUUCGCAAUUCACAGCGCAUUUCACAGAGGAGAUGAUGAUCAAGCACAUUUCAAAUGCGGCGGACGAUUUUGAGAAAGGGAAUAUAGCUUGGUAUGGCUUAGUGACUGCAAACGUCUUAAUACCUUAUUAUAUCGAGAAGAGGACUAUUAAAGAACUUGGGAAAACACAUGACUAUGUGAAUCGAAUGUACUCGACACUAGUCUCGGGGAACAGUGACCACUUCGGGAGAGAUAACUUGGCGUUCUACUACGUCCAAUUUGUCGGGAAAGUCUUUGGAGAGAAGUUGGACGGGAAGAAGUACAUCUACGUGUCGACGCGGAAUAAGAUGCCGAUGCUCAUCAAAGAGAUCAAAGACGUCGUCCCAAAGAGUUUUAAAGGGGAGCGGCACAUCAUCUCGUCACUCGACAAAAUGAACGAACAACUCGCGAUAUCUGGAGAUGCUGAAAAUCAGUGUCAUAUUGUGUUCUCACAGAUCACCCCACUCUAUGAGAAAGGAAAAUUUGUGCAAUACGCGUCAAAAUUUAAUUUUGAUUGUUUGAUGUGUGAUGAAGGGAAGGAUCCCACGGUCAUCACAAAUUGGUUCAAAAAUCGAAUUGUCUUGGAAACCAAUUUGGUCUUACCCGGCGUCUUAAGAAGACAAGAAGUGACGCAAAAGGAACAGUUUUAUCGCAUGAGUGCGAUAGAAAUUGCGAUUGACGAAAUCGAGAGGAAGACGGAGGACUUGAAAUUCUACUUGGACGAGAGCUUCAAUUUCUUGAAGGAAACAGACGACGAAAGCGCGAAGUUGAUUGUGAAGAAAACAAGUGAAAUACUGUGUGGGUCGAAUGAUAUUGGAAAUGAGCGACUUGCGCCUAAACUCACUGUUUUCGAGAAGAAGAAGUUGGUCGAAUUCUUACAUAUCUUCUUCUACGAACUUCAAGACGAGAACAUCAACUCAACAGUGUUAACUAAUCUCUUCAAUGCGUCAAAAGAAGCUUUGGCAGUAGUUAGAGAAGCUAUAGCGGUUGUGAAUGAGACGUAUAGAAAUGUAAUAGUUAAUGAAACUACUCGCUCUAAUAUAGAAAACAUUGAAAGGCAAGCAGAUAGAGUCGACUAUACUUUGGAUGAGAUUGAAAAUACAAUGAAGAGCCAAUUGGGCGAAGAUGAUAACUUGUAA